AACAUGCAAACUUGUUGUUUACGAAAAUCUAAUUUCUAUGUUUUAAAACAUGAAAGACAAAUUUCAUAUUUUAAAAAAUACGAAAUUUUGGUAUAUAAUAUAUUUGUAUUUUAAAACUUAUUAUCUCCUUUACAAACAUUUUUUUUAAUUGGACUAUUAGGAAGAUGGUGGUGGGUGGUCCCUUUUGGCAAUCUCAAUCUGAAUGGUAAACUCAAUUUUUAACAAAAUUUUGAAAAAUGUAAGAAACAGCCAUAUCAGAUAUUUAAGGUUACCAAAAUGUUUGUCAAGAGAUCAAAAGAGAUCAAGAAAACAUUGCCAUAAAUCUUCCAUAGAUUUCUGUUGCAGCAUGUUCACUGUAUAUACAUGUUUUUUUUUCUUAGCAAAACUUUUUUUAAUUUGUUGAUCAAAUGUAAUGGAAACAGAAGAUAUAUUCAAAAAUGCAUCUAAUCAUGCAAGGACUUUAAAAAAUGUAUCUGAGGAUGACAUGUUGCGACUGUAUGGUUUAUAUAAACAAGCCAAUGAAGGUGUUUGCAAUAUUGACAAACCAUAUUUCUGGGACUUUACUGCUGCAGCAAAAUGGAAAAGCUGGAAAUCAUUUUCCAACCUUUCAAGAGAGGAAGCACAAAGGCAGUAUAUAUGUUUAGUGAAAAACUUUGACCCAGAAUGGGAUGAAACCACAGUGACAGAGACACAAAAUGAUAAACCUAGUGGCAUGGGUGUUAGUGUUAGCACAAUGGCUUAUGAAGAUGAGAAAGAAAUACCAGACAAAGAUAAAACUGUAUUUGAUUGGUGCAAAUUUGGUGACUUAGAUCAAAUAUCGCAUUUAAUAAAAAACAACAAAAAAUUAAUUCAUGCUAGAGACGAUAAUUAUUUAUCACCGUUGCAUUGGGCUGUUGAUCGAGGUCAUAUUAACAUAGUCCAGUACUUGAUAGAUGUUGGGUGUGAUGUAAACCUGCAAGACGAAGAUGGACAGACACCGUUACACUAUGCAGCUACUUGUGAGCAUGAAGAUAUUGUUAAAUUGUUAUUGAAAUCAGGGGCUGAUCAAAUGAUUAAAGAUACAGAUGGGAAUCUUCCAUUUGGUUCAGUAAUAGGAUUGUAGAGUGGUGCUAAGAGAAGAAAUUCUAAGUUGUUUUCUGUUUGUACAAAAAUCAAAUAGAAUUAUGUAUAUUUUUUGUCAGAAAGUUUUGCCUUCAAAAAAAAUCUUUCAACUUUAUCAAUUAUAAAUUAACAUUAAUGUGAGAAAAACUUUCUUUACAAUUUGCGACAUUAAUGUAGUUGAUAAUAUAAUAUUGCUAAUUUUCUUGUUUAUCAUGAAUUCAUUAAAGAAAGUAAAAUGCUUGAAGACUUGAAAAUUUCUGAUGUUAGUAUUUACACUUAAUAAGAAUAAGACUGGCAGGUUCAUACAAGCUUGUAAAUAUUUGAUUUUGGUAUUACAUAUACGCCAAAGUAUCUAAAGUUUUUUUGAAUACUGGAUACCAGAGAGAAAAUGCAGUAAUGUAAAGGCUAUUUGAGCCUUUCACAGUAUGGCAAAAAUCUCUACUUAGUAUAAUAUAUAUUUACCUGAGUAAAUUUGUAAUAAAAUGCUGCUGCAAAGCUUUGUAUCUAAUCCUUUUACCUUUUACCAUUUUUAUUACCAUAGACAUCAUAAUAAAGAAAUAUUUUUUGGGUUAAACUAUUUUUGAGUGCCAGUAUUUGUGUCUAAAUCCUUGUGGUACAUCACUGAUAAAGAAUAUUAUGAUGCAGAUGAUAUACUUAAAUUCUAGUGGUGUUUUUAACCUUUGAAAUUGUAUAUUAAUAUUUUAUAUACCGUUUAACAUUGUUGACAAAAUUUUUUGGUGUUAAUUUAUAAAUAGGUAAAAAUAUGUAAUAGUUUGCAUAAACGAAAUAUUGAAAAUAUGGAAGAGAUUUAUUGUUUAGAAUAUCAUUUUGUAUAAAAAUGUAAAAUAUAUACACAUUAAAACUGCCUUGAAAUAUAAUACAUGCCAGCUAUUUA
Molecule: messenger RNA, 1996 nt
Organism: Hydractinia symbiolongicarpus
Lineage: Eukaryota; Metazoa; Cnidaria; Hydrozoa; Anthoathecata; Hydractiniidae
Product: acyl-CoA-binding domain-containing protein 6-like
Exons: 1
Coding region: 413-1102 (229 amino acids)
Molecular function (GO): fatty-acyl-CoA binding; protein binding
Source: RefSeq, a predicted model, not a curated record